AUGUUGUACUUGAAUAACCACAUUCUUUUUUUAUGGUUUUUGCCAAGUUCUCUAUGUGCUAUUGAUAAGAAUUUUAUUAGAGAACAAAAUAAUAUUAUGAAAGAAUUUUUUUCUAUAUGCAUCGUAUUAAUUGUAAUCGGUUUUAUUGUUGGAUCGAUUCUAUUAAUUCUCAUUCUACCAUUCAUUGUUGAUUCAAGCGUAAUGGAUGAUGAUCAGGAAUCGAUAGAUUCCUCGGAUGAAAAUCAAUCAAAUGAAGAAAAAUCCAGUCCAGAUUCAGAUGAUUCAUUAUCAGUAGCCGAUGAUGAUGACGAGAAGAAUAUUCUUGAACAAGAUCCAGAGGAAAGAUCACCAUUUUAA
Messenger RNA from Rotaria socialis, 357 nucleotides. The record is from the annotation of a GenBank genome assembly. Lineage: Eukaryota; Metazoa; Rotifera; Eurotatoria; Philodinida; Philodinidae.